This is a messenger RNA of Symsagittifera roscoffensis, 9576 nucleotides long. RefSeq lists its product as uncharacterized. The coding region runs from base 1103 to 7915 and encodes 2270 amino acids. Lineage: Eukaryota; Metazoa; Xenacoelomorpha; Acoela; Convolutidae. The transcript is spliced from 15 exons. The record is from RefSeq and is a predicted model, not a curated record.
AGCAAAAAGUUGAAGAAAAGCAGCAUAACAGCAUUGGCUGCAAACUUAUAUGACUCGCAAUGUCUGUAAUACGUGUUGAGACAAAAACGAACAGUUGGUGCUAGUUACUCGCAAUGCUACUUCAUUACAAUAAGAGGGUCGAGUAAAAGUAUCAUCUGAGAUCUCGCUCAUUUGACCCCUUAUAUAUUUUAGCGAUUUGUCUGCUAUAUAGCCAGCUUAGAGGAUUACUUUGAUUUUCAGUAAUGCAUUCUCUCUGUAUGGUUUAAUGCUUGAGCGUAACAGAGAAUAUUGUGAUUAAUUUCUUGGUUUAUAAUGUUCGUGGCAUCGUUGACAUAAGUUCGGAUUAGGUGGUUGCAUAUUUACUCGUGGCCUGUUUAGAGCGCGCUUGUUGUUUACAUUCGGAGAUGACUUUUCCACAUUGAAGGCAAAUCGUGUUCAGUUUGGUAAAGUGGCGUCUUAACUUGUGCCUAUCAGUCUACGGCUAAUUACUUUGACCUUGUGAUUUUGUUAAUUAACGGUUGAUAAAGAACAAAUUAUGUAAAGGUUAUUAAAGAGUGGCAGAUAGUUUUGGUCAUGACGAUAACCCAGUGGAAGUCGCAUUUGUAUUCAUUCGCAGUGCUGUGUUUUAAUUGCCAGUUAAAUAGCCAAUGGUUUGCUGAGUCAAACUCCAAUGUCAUUUGCGUACAGAGAAUUAGAUGAGACACCACUGGGGGGCAGUUUGCGAGCUUACCUGUUCGAAGAAGGGCGUGGCCAAAAUUGCACGUUUCAUUGCCUGUUCGAUUAAAUCAGCAGGCCCUCAAAUGUAAUACAUGGAGAUGUAAAGCUACUUCGGAAAUCAACGACUGUCUUUUUUGUCGAUUGGUGAAAGUUAAAUACACCUGUUAUAUCAACUAUAAUAUUACCUUUGACUCGAUAUUAGCUGCGCUAAUUAUCUGAUAGAAAAAAUUGUGAAUGUUUAUCUUCUACCUGGAAUUUUCUGCAAGUUGUUUCCAGCUGAUGAGCGCCGAGUGUCCAAUCAGCAUUCGUCUAAUAUUUAUCAGGAUCAGCAGCCGUAAUUGACACCCAAGGAGAGGAGGGAGAGCAAAUCCAUCGCCCCUGAUUUAUGUCCAUAUCGGCCACUUCGUCCCACCUGUACAACUCGCCUCUUCUCAACAACCUAUCCUACCAGCAGGCGCCUGUUAUUAGUCCAAGUUCGAGCUCACCCGCGGAUGUGCUUCAGAGUCCGUGCCGUGGAGGAGAUGCCCCUUUGACACGCCUGUCGCCACUAGUCACUUCCUCUCAAUCCUCGGCGGAGACCUACUCUAGCUCGGACCAAUCUCACUUCGGACUCGAUUUGUCGCCCUGUAAAAUGACCAGUGGACCCAUCGUGGAGAACAGUACACUUAACAUGAAUCCUGUUGCGAACGGGAACAACAACGAAAGGAAUACUAGCAGCGGAGCGGAUGUGUGUCGAUCUGACGCGAAGAACAACAAUUCGCCCAAUUGCUACCAGUCCUGUUUCUCUCCCUCUAUGAAGAGACCGUCUCAUCCUCAUAUUAACACCGACCUUAGGACGCCCUCGAGCGAGUUCGGGGGAUCAACCAUCGACACUGCCGGAACGCCAAUUUUAUCGACUGCGUUCUCCCAGAGCAGCUCAAGAUCCAGUUGUGAAUCAUCCCAAAUUGUCUCGUCUCAAAGUCUGGUUGCGAUGUGCACCGCCUCGAGGACCUCGACUGUCGGGAGUCUGUUGACGAGUGCAGUUCCGUCGGUGACAGCAGCCGCUCAAUCCUUGCAACCGAAUUCAUCUGACUCGACUAUCACGAUUAAAUUGCAGCUGUAUGGGUUCCAGAAUCCGGGAUCAUUCACAGCUUCAAUGUAUGCACCGGACUGUGUGUUGCGUGCGGAGAUGUUGGAGCCUGCGAAGUACUCGACGAUGCCGAUCACAUUCUCCAAUGUGCCAUGUGAUGCUGUGCAGCAGAACGCGACCUUCUCCAACUUCCUCAGUCCCACCGCCAGACACGAGUUCCUCAAACUACUCAACACAAUGGCGGAAGAGGACACGCCAGACGCAAUGUCAGAACUGAGUGGGAUGACGUCAUCCCUCGCGGGCGCACUGGGUGGGGCGGGGGUGAGGCGGAAGUUCCCACUGGUGGAGAGUCCAGUGUAUUGGCUGUUCAACAAGACAGACCGCAGGGCCUUCUGCUUCUCCUCCAAAGUGUGUCUGGAGGGAAACUACCUGGACCUCAGAGGCAGCUCCUCCGCACAGCUUUUCAUAUACGUGCAAUUGUACAGGCGGCACUAUUGGGUGCGUGAAAACUUCUCAGAAAGUGCAGUGAGUGGCACUACAGCAGCAGACCACGGCAUAUCAAGACACCCUCCUCUAAGCGCUCCUUCUCUGUUCGACCCAAAAUCAGCCGCCGCCGCCGCGUCUUCGCCAAUCAACAACCCCCAGCAGAACAAGUUCGCCCCCUUCACAAACCACACAACUGAGGCACAAUCUCGUAAAUUCUCAACACCUCACAUAACCUCACUCUUCCCCGCUUUGACCCCCACCGAAGCCCAGAGGAACCCUUUGUCGAACACUUUGAACGAAUCGCAGCAGAACCAAGCAUCGCGAAGAUUCAGUACAGGGGACUGUUUUAAAGAUUUAGUAACAAGCUUGUACAGUGGCCAAACUAAUAUUACACAGCCUAUUGUCGCAAACAGUAAUGGGCAUUUAAACUGGCAACAGAGUCAAAACGACCAACAGAAAUUACUGUCGUCCAAUUUCGCAAACCCACUUAACUCGAAAAACGCUUUAAACUCAUUUCCUGAACUGCCACAGUGUUCAACUGCAGAGUCAAAACCUAGUAGUUUUCUCUCACAACUUAAAGACCCGAAGAGACUUCGAGCGAUAGAGGAGAAGCAGAACUUCUUGGCGAAGCAGCACUUGAACGACUUAGCCGAGAGUAGUGUGCAGGCUUCUUGUGUCGAAACAGAGGAGGUUUUGGAAAAGUUUUUCCGCACUCCUCUAGCUUUCAAUCGCAGUCCGCCUGGAUCUGUCCUCGAUAAACCCUAUUUACGCUCGGAAGGAUUAGGCGACGAUUUUUCCAAUUUCGGUUCCUGGGAUUUUCAAAACCGAAACGAAAUCCCGCUUAGAAUAUUUGUAGGAAACGAAGGAUCGGAGAUCAGCAAUGCGAGUUUUCUAAAUAACAACAACGUCACUCCUAGAAGUGGUGAAUGCUCUAGGCUGUUGAAGCUAAUUACAGAUAAAAACUCGGGGGGAUCCAACUUAAAUUCACCGAUUGGGAAAAGCUACGAAGGAACACCUCAUAUAAAGCAAGAACCGCUGUCCAACUAUGAGAGCCAAAGUUGCCACCGCAGUCCCUAUUCGAACUCCACGCAGAUUAUGUUAAGUCUGCUCGACCAGAAAAGGUCAAAAUUAGCUCCAAAAGUGGCACCGCUUCAAAUAGCACCUUUUCGAAGCCUGAACGCGGCGGAGAACGAGCAGAUCUCAGAUGACGUAAUACUUAGUCCAGACUACGCAAUCCAGCAGGGCUUUCCAGACAAUUUACGUAAUAAUAGACCAAUGACGUUGCUCCAAAGUGGAAUGAAUUGUUUCAAUGGCGCUGGCAUGGUCCAAGUGGCGUCCGGGUCCCCGAGCCAGAUGGGGAUGAACUCCAUGGUACCCAGAGUGGUCAAUGAGAACUCCCUGAUGAAGAUGGAAGGGGGACACCACGGAGGUGGAGGGUACCCAUCCCCAGGAAAUAACGCGUCUCCAGGGGUGACCAAAAAACGAAGUCGUCUGCCGUCACAUGGUCCUCACGCGAAGCGACAGAGCAUGGACCACGGUCUGUCGCCUAUGGACAACAACAACAGAAUUAUGGGCAUGAACUCAACGCAUAACGACAACCAAAACUUGAACUCUUCUACCUCACACAGACAGAAUGAGAAGAGAGGAGACUCUUCCAGCAGUCCCUCUUCUGGCCUGGACAGUGACAAGAACCAGAAUCGCCCUCAUUGCCAGGCGUCUGCAGAUUACAUGGAGGACUUGGGCUUCUCAUUUCCUCAAUUGGGAGAAGGCGACGACAUUGACGAGAUGAUUCAAAACUUGCCAAUCGACGAUGAUUUCCUGAAUGACCUGCAGAUGUCACGAAACGACAUCCCUACCCCGCCCUCGGGACAAUCUGGCGAUUCGUGUGCCACCUUCCCUGGUACAUCGGACGAAGGCCGCAGCUCGGGGGGCAAGAGUUCCCCCAGUGAACACAAUUCUAUCUCGGGAGGGGGAGGAGGAGGAGGGAGCGAGAGGGGUGCUGCUAAGUGCACUGGCGCCCGGAGUAAUCUGACGACUGAGGUGCUUCUGGGCAAACAACAUGGUGCUAACUUGAAGACAAGUGACGGAGGGUCCACUAACUCCCGAAACUCAGAGAGGAAGAGGAGUGUAGAAGGAAGCAUGCAACUUCCACGUGCAUCUUUGAAGCUCAACAAGUCCAACUCUUUCGAAUCAGAUGGGAGCAAUCAAUCCAAUGGGAGUGGUGGAAAACUGAAUGCCCAGAUAAUUGGAAGCAAGACCCUUUCGGAGCUGCUGGGAUCGGCGCCGUCUGCGAUCGCCGCGGAAGCACCCACGUCAAAAGAAAGCGAGUAUCCCGGGUUCAUGUUUUCGCGAGUUGAAGAGAAAAAGAUGAUGCUAAACAUACAAAACAAAAAAUUUAUCACCCCAAAAAACGACUCAGUAGGAAAAAACAAUUACAGUGAGCGCUCUUUGUUUAUUUCGUUGGGAAGGAAGCAAGAGGGCGAUGCGAAUGUCGAAUUGAGAACACUGGAGCGGAAGGCUAGCCGGAGGUCUUCGAGCGACGGGUCGGAAUCUAACCCACCAUCAUAUCUGAACAAAGUCUUAAACGAACCGAUCGAAGAGUAUACCUCAGAAGAGAAUAGACGGAGCUGCUCUGUCGAUAUGAACGACAUUGAUAUCGGAACCAGUGGGCUGAACUCGGGGGGAGUGGAAGAUUCUGAGAUGGCGCCGCUUCCGAGAAUUAAAGGAUUUCAUGAAGUGGCUCAUGAGUUGAGAGAAGCAGCGAGGAAGGAGGAGGAACGGGAUCUUCAGGAGCAGCAGAACAAACAAGAAUUUGCACGCCAGCAGCAAACUGAAAAACAGUCGCGCCAGACUACCCAGAACCAGUUCAUGAUGCAACAGCACCAAGCAUCUUCAAAUCAGAACCCCAACAACACUAAUAGUAACAUUGCUGGCAAUGUACCGAAUGUGACCAAUAGAUCUCCUCCGUCGUCUCGGGAAAUCGGACAAAAUAUGUUCCAGUCUCAAAGGCAACAACAACAGCCACAUCAGCCAAACAAUAAUCAACAGCAACAAGUUCAGCAGCAGCAGGGUUACAUGUGCAACCAGCCCCAAAGGCCGAACUCGGUAGCAAUAGCGCCGGCCAUACAGCAGCAGCAAGGACCACCCUCUGUCCAUCGGACAACACCUACAGGACAAAUGCCCCCCACUCCUGGGCACAACAUGCAGAUACAGUAUAGCCAAUCAAAUCACCAGAACCAGAUGUUCCAAAUGUCAGCCAACCAGAGCGAGGCAAGCAGAAAGAACAGCGCGGCAUCUGUGAAUGAUUUGAACUCUGGCUUCGAUCCAAAUCUUCACCCGUUUCAGCAGCAGAAUACAAAUGCAAACGCUUCUCCUAUACUGCAUCAAACUCAGCCUCAGCAGCAGCAUAAUAUGCAGCAGCAGCAGCAGCAGCAGCAGCAGCAGCAGUCGCCGGUGAUGGGGGGACAGGAGUUCAAGCCGUUUCCACCUAACCUGUUCCGAGACCCAGUUAACCCUCCAAACCAGACAAUUGCCAACUUCAGUGCCCCAGGUGCAAUGAUGCGAGAUCAGAAGUCGCCUCAGCAGCACAGUAUGACUCCUCAAGUCUACGUACCCUCACACUGCGUCAACCCCCCACCGAACCAUCACGCUCGAAGCGUGAACACUCCAUCAAUUCAACCUCAGCAACAACCCCAACAGAGACAACCAGAUCAUCAUAUACAUCAGCAACACCAACAACAACAGCAACAAACACAGGCGGUAAAGUACUACCGACCGACGCAACCGAGUCAACAACAGAUCUACGUGUCUGCAUCCCCGGUUGCCCAUCAGAACUUGCAGAAUGAAUCAUCAAUGCAUCAAGUACCUCAGAUGGGAUCUUUCCCACAACACUACUACCAGCAGGGUCUCAACCCGCCAAUGGUGACCAAACGUUUUGUAGGCACUGGCUACCAGCCUUCAAUUGUGAGGGCUCCAAUGGGGAUGCAACAACAUCCGCAUCGUCUCAUUCGUACGCCGAUUGACCAAGCCCAAAACGUACCCCAAGGAGCGACAAUGUAUGCGAUGGCAGGACACCCGCAAUUGCAUUCUCCCCAUAUCAUGAACGGAGCCGCUUUCAACAGGUUCCCGGCACAAGGUGCAAACAACCCAGCUGCCAGAAUAACCCAACAAGGGGGGUCCGCGUACCAUCUGUACUCGAUACCCCCCUCAUUAUCACAGCCCCACCCCCAUGUUCAAAACAUGCACAGUCCAAUCAACGGCAGUGUGGACACACAACAGAGCUUGCAGUCUCCGGGUAAUAUAAUGCGUCAGAUGCCACCUGGAAUGAUGGGGAGGCCGCCGAGCGCAGUGCCCCAGGUGUACCACAUGCCGAACAGCAUGACACCUCAACCUAACCAGAAGCAACCACCCCACAUUCAUCAUCAACAGCCGCCGCCGCCGCCGCAACAACCCAAUGGUGCUAACACAAUACAGAACGAAUCGGCGCUGUCCGGCUUAAUUCAACACGCGGGAUCUCAGGCAGUGGCAGGACCUCAAAUGUCUAGUACAACACUCUCUCCGACCAUCAACACCUCAAACCUGGGAAGCAGUAGUUCUAAUAACCAUAUCAAUAAUAUUAAUUGCGCUUCCAUGGUUAUGAGCAGUAGUAGUAACAAUAUUAACCUAAAUAACCAAAACCAAUGUAUGGACAGGUUACAACCCAUGCAGGUAUCGAAUAAUUCCAUGUCUGCAAACAGUGCCCACCUUCAUAUGACGAAUAGCUCCUCUAAACAGAACCAAAUGUAUAUGAUGUCGACCACCUCAAAGCUGAUGCACUCGCCACACUCUAACAAUCAUCAACAACAACAGAGCUACACACAGCCAGUUUCAAACAGUGUUUCUCACAUGAAUAUGCAACAAAUACAAGGCCAGAACAAAAGUACGGAAAAGCAACGAAAAAGCCCGAACAGCUCGAACAGUAAAAGCCUUGCCUCCAAUCGACACGCGACAGCCGCCUCGCCUGUGAAUAAUGUAGAGCAAAUGGACAUUUCUGUAGGAAACACUGGUAGUGGAAUCACAGAAAAGUUAUCAGGGGGGUUGAAAAUGUGCAGCUCAAGUUCUAGUCUCCAAUCGAUUUCUUCAGUUGAAGAUGAGCCCAAAAUGACAGAGCAAAUGGAAGACCUGAAUUCAAUCUACGAUGACUUUCUGUCUACUUUGAGUGGCGACAAUCCGGGCAAAGCGGACGAGAGCAUGGAUACGUCUCAUACGGAUAUGGGAUCGAGUACAAAUGACUUGAUGGUGCCAAGCUUCAUGCAUAAUCUGCAGAGUCGAAAUAACAGUGGACAGUACAACACGACAAACAACCUUAUCUCCAACACGUCCCAUGGUGGCUUCACAAUGCUAAACACUUCCAGCCCGAGCCAAUAUCCUAUGGCUAAUACUAUCUCGCCGGCGGCUGGAGGAGAUGGGAACCUGUUGAAGAAACUGCUGAGCUCUGGCGCCCAGGUGACCAAUAUGGGAGUGAAUGGAGCCAGCGUGCUUAUCAGUGGAGCACCUGCAAUGUCAUCUGCGCAAGUCAUGGGACAAAAUACAAUGUCCUCCAUCAGUGGAGCAUUUACCACCUCAACGUCUAACAGUAGUAAUCAUCUAACCACACGUUCAUAACAGAAUUGAACAAACGAACGAAUCAGCCCAGUUUUAACGGUUGUUUUCGUAGAUUGUCACUGCUGUAUUUACGACACUUGCAGAACACCAAAGUUCAACUAUUUGACACGUGCAGAACACCACUUUAGUUGGCGAAGCGGGAAUUCUGCCAAGGAGUUAUCGAGCACUACUCAGCCGAAAUCCACUGCCCCACAAACAUGCCAUAGUUAAAAAAGUGUUGCGAUGGUGACAAAUUAAACAAAAGGCAUGAAAUAAAGUUAACAGGAAAUGGCCAAUAACAGAUUAUUGUGUGUCGAACACAUUGUGUUGACGGCGUGAACUUAAGAUGGACUGGUAGAAAACGGAUCAUUUUGCCGAAAUCUAGCUUUACCUACUGUUUAGACUGAAAAGCUCAUCUCAGCUACACAACAAGGAUAUUUAAACAUUGGCAGCGGCGAAUUACUAUUGCUUCUUAGCUAUCCAAGUAGAAAAUGGAUGUGGUUGAUGUGUAGUUAGACUACAUGAAAUGAACGAACUCAAACUCUGUUAGUUAAUCUGAACACAAACUCAGGCAAAUACAAUACUAAAUAGAAGCUCAGUACGAUAAGUAUUUGCUAUUCGAUUCGAAGUUGGACAAAACUCUAAGUCAAUUUAUUUUUACCUAUUUUGUCAAUAAUUCAUUUUUGAAUUUCAGUUUGUGCUGAUAAAUAAAGUAAAAAUAGAAAGAAGGCAUUAGAAAUUUAUUUAUGAAACUAAACCCAGACAGCCGCUUUAGUGUUAAUUUGUCUCCAUUAUUUUCUUGUUCUUCGUUUGUCUCUCUUUCUCUUCUUCCGCCAAAGAAGUACUAAAGUCUCUCUCAGUUGCUUCAUAUUUAGGUCAAUGUCAUAUGUCAAUGAAAUGUGUAUAGUAUUUGUUCUAGAAAUCGAAUCAAACCACUUGUGCUAAUUGGGAUGUUGUGAUUAUUAGCGAACAGUUUUCCUCAUAAAGAUAGAUCCCAAGCGAUAUGUUGCUACUGGAAUAGCGAUAGUUGUUGUACUGAUCAAAGCCUCUGCGUGAAUUCUUUGUUGUUAUUGUUGCAACAUCUGAUGCAACUCGGCGAAUAGUUGAAGGAACAAAAAAUUGGCGACCACGGUCUUAGAUUGAGAACAAUUCAAAACUGAGUUUGAGAACAAGUUUUAAAAGAUGUUUUUGACUUUUGGAUCAGUUCUUUGCCAUAAGGAGCAAAGGCACCAAAUUACAAUUUUGCGUUUGACCUUACAUGGAAAUGCAACAAGACAAAACUGUCCUAUAAAAUUCGCCCUGUUUGAAACUGAACUUUUGUUUGAUGUUGCUGAAACAUGUGAUUAAUUGAAAUAUCAAGAUUGUAUUUGUGGAUGAAAAAACAAUUCGAAAAAAAGGUCCAAAUUUGCAAUUGAAUUGUGAACAAUUGUUUGAUCAUUGGUGCGUUCACUCCUAUUUCUUGUUUAUCUCUCGCUCUCUCUCUGUCUACUCUUCUCACAACGAAUAAUAUUGUUGAAAUGUGAAAAAAGGAAACUCUCGCGAGGUUGCUUGAAGCUAACUUCGAGGUUCGCUAACGUUGCUAUCUUGUACACUAUAUCGUAUCGAGUUCGACUCAUGUCCUCAAUUUAAUAAUAUAUUCAUUUUUGGCCUUAAUCUAUUUUUAUAUGUACAAUUUACUAUGA